CCCUCGCUGCAGUCACCCUUCUGUCGUGGCCACUUGCUAAGAAUGGCCGUGUAACGUUUUCGAGGCCGGUCCACCCCGAGACGGCUCCCGCUGAUCCUGGCCUCGCCGGGGCAGCCGCCGGGAACCCAUCUCGGACUUGGUGUAAACUGAGCAGUUCGCGUCGCGAAUGCGGCAGAGGCCCGCCUGUGAAAGAAUUCGCUUUAGUUCCCUCUUCACCCUGCCCUCGUCCCCGCGUCAUCGGCUGGCCGAGAUCCGGGAACGCGCUCUCAAGAACAUUCUCUGCAAGGUUGAGCACAACUUGGUCUGUUGCGAUGAUCUAGUUCGGGAGAGGCUACUUUUUCUCCAUUUGCUGGAAUGGUUCAAUUUCCCGUCUGUUCCAAUGAAAGAAGAGGUUCUCAGCCUUUUGAACAGAUUGGUUAAGUAUUCCCCAGCAGUCCAGCAUUUGGUUGAUCUUGGUGCAGUCGAAUUCUUAUCUAAACUUCGUUCUAAUGUGGAGCCGAAUCUGCAGGCUGAAAUUGAUGGCAUUCUGGAUGGACUUUUUAUUCUUCCUUCAGAAGAUGCUGCGCUAUAUUCUGCAUCUUACCAAACCAAACAAACUGAAUUGCCACAACAACCUGAAAUUUUAAUAGGAUAUUUUCCUCAAGACAAAAGUAAUUUCCAGCAGAUGGAAGUGUCUCCACGACCAAUGGUAAAUCAGACUGUGAAGUGUUUGAAGUUUUCUACAUUUCCUUGGCUACCUCUGACUACAACGGAUAGACAUGUUCUCUCCUCUAAUGAAAGCUCUUUAAGAAGUAGUAACCACACUUUAAUUUGGAACACCUGUGAACUAUUGAAGGAUGUAAUCAUGCAAGAUUUUCCUGCUGAAAUUUUCCUUCAAAGGCCAAAAAUUGUUCAGAGCCUUUUAUCUCUGUUGAAACUGGCCUUCGGAGGAGACGGAAAACAUCGCCUGGCUUUACAGUCAGUGUCUUGCUUGCAGCAGCUGUGCACAUCCUUAAGAAACAGACUUAACUUUCACCGAGAUCCGGGUUUUUUCUCUAGUAAACAAGAUACAGUUUCCCAAAAUUCUUCUUUGUCUUACUGUCAUGAAGUUAGAGUUACUCAUCAUUCCCAGAAUCCUUCUCCGGGAAGCAGUAGCCCCCGGCCUUCUGUGGUUGGACGCACAGGCCAGCGACCCAGAGGAGAUGGCCAGGAUUGGGACGCCGUGUCUUCCAGUGGAAGUAGUAGUCAUGCUCCUGUGAACUCUCGGAUAUCUGUGCAUUCGCCUUUGGAUGUGGUUCACGUAGAUCUGCCAGAGCUAGAGACUGAAGACACUCUGGAACUACAAUUCCAGCAGCUCAGUCUUCCCCAGUUCUGUGUCUCUAUUCUGGAAUCAGCAGUUCCUCUCUUAAGAACAGGUAGUAGACAAAUGAUAAUAAGAGUUCUGGAAUUGCUUGCAGAGGAUAUGAUACUUAUUGGUGAAGCAAUUUCAGAAGAUAUCUGGGAUGACAGCAGUCUUUUUGCUAUAGAUAUGACACGAUUCCACCUUUUGGCUGUUGUGAAUACUGUUUCUGUGAACAAUGAUGUACAAAAAGAGAAACUCCUCGUGGUGUUGGGGUCCCUGGGAGAUACCAUGUGCUACCAUAAAAGCGGAGUGAGCAUGGACCAACCCCAGGUCAUGCUUGUCCACCACCGGAUGGCCUUUGUCAGCAUCUCACUGUUUGCAGUCCGAGUACUGCAGUUGCUUCUCCCUGUUGAGAAGGCAAGCCACCUUUUACCGGAGUCUAUGUCAGCAGCAUUAUUUCUAGUUUCUUUGGACAUGCCUAUUUCUUUGGAAUAUCCAAAUAUUCACGAAGCUGUUGUGGCAUAUUUGGAACAGCUGAAUUCUGAAAACUACAGUAUUUAUAAACGAACUGCAGAGGCUGUUUAUUCAAUUGAAUGUACCUGUAACUUCCUGUCUGAUGUUGGGAAGGAGGGAGAGAAGAAUCUCUUAGAAUUAGUGGAGCUGGCAGACCAAGCCUUGCGAAGCUUUUCCUAUCAUCAGCAUUUCCCCCUAAUAAAGGAAAUCAUCUGCAUGUGUUCAAAGAUUUGGAAAUCUGCACAGGCCAGUCCAUUACUUCAAGGAGAAAGUCAGAAGGUGUUUCUACGCAUGUUAUCUCACCCAUUACUGGAAGUGAAAGUUGAAACUUACAAUUGCUGUCUGGAAAUUAUUAAGGAAUGCUUAGGUGUCCAUAAUGUCACUAAACCUGUGUCUUCACUUUGUAAUGGAAUUCAUUUUCUACUUCACCCGAAAGUUUUGUAUGAAAUCUCUGCAUUUGGCAUUCAAGAGCCCAAAAAUGAGGUGAAUGCUGCUGCCAAGGCCAUCCUGCUGUAUCUGCUGCAGGGACGAUUGAUGAUGACAGCGGUGACCUGGAACAAGUUUAUUGAGUCUCUCUGUCCUGUCAUUCCAGUGCUGCAGGGCUAUGCUGACACAGAAGAUCCUUUGGGUAACUCCAUUCUCCUCCUGAGCAAAGAGAGUCCUGAGGCAGGCGAAGGGGCUCUCCCUUGUACCACCCGACUGAAGUCCAUGCUGCGGCUCCUGCUCGUCAGAAAGCCGUCGGUCCGUUCACUAGCAUUAAAGCUUUUAGCGUGUCAUCUCACAAGGGAAGAAGGGGCUGACAGGAAGCGCCCUUCAAUAGAUGCCAGAGUUAUCUCCAGAGUUACUAAUUUAUUUAUCGUGAAAAAACCUAUUGAACUCAAAUUGGAUGACAGAAGAGAACUGAUUAUUAAGUUGGAGACUGUUGAAAAGGUAUAUGAAAUCUUUACCUCAGAUGAUAUCGAUCUUGUUUUGAGAAAGUCAGCUGCAGAACAGUUAGCUGUGAUUAUGCAAGAUAUUAAAAUGCAUGCUGUGGUGAAAAAGUUACACUUAAUUGACAAGAUAAUUGAGUAUUUAAAUGAAUGUGUAGGUCAGGAUGGUGAGGUCAUAGAAUGUUUGAUUCAGCCAUGCCUCACGCUCUUGAGGAAAGUUCUGUGUGCCGACCCGGUCAUGCGCGUGGCCCUCUCACAGCAGUCUUCUCUUUUGACCCUGUUAUUCAGAGUUUCGUUGAUAUUUCAUGAAAAUUGUGCUGUUGUGACUGAAGUCGGAGCAUUAUUUUGUCUUCUGUUAUUUGAUGAAGUAUCAAGAAUGGAUAUGUGGUCUGUUAAUCCUUCCAAUAAACCUGCACCUUCGGUCUUCAGUUUGCCUGUCUCAGUUUUUAGAAGGUAUCAUCUACCAGCGCGUGUAGUUGGCCACCAUGCUGUGAGUCCCUACUCCAUAGUUUUGCCAUUUCCUGCUGAUUGUUUGGCCUUGAAGCCGGUCUCAGACAUGCUGAGAGUAGCUUGGAACUUGUCCUGGUAUCACGGGAGUGAUAACCUGCUGAAGCAGAUGCAUUCGGAACCUGAAAUGCAAGAAUUUUCAGAUGCAUUGAAGUUACACACAGAGGACACCCUUGCUCUGCAGGUGACACACACAGCUCGUGCACUGAGGGACUGUCUUCGUUCCAUCGUCGAGGCUGCAGCUCACAGGGAAGUGAGGGCUGCUUUCACAAGCAUGAGUUUUUAUCUUCUGAAUGACAGGCUGUCUUUAAAGGGUGGUGCUGGCCCAUGUGGGGUGACCUUGAAGUGUUUGUCUUGGCACACCACACUGAACAGGUUUUUACAGGUACUUCCUGCUUGCACUGAGGAUGAGAAACUGCUAAUCGAUAUCAUACAUUUUUUAAAUAAGUUAUUGAAGGAACAAAGAAAAAACUCAUCAGUAGAACUUCUAAACUGGCUUCUAGAGUUACUUCUUAGACAUAGUCCAAAUCCAUUAUUAGACCUGCUGGUUCUGACGGAGUCACAGGCAGGAGAGGAAGCGGAUGACAUCCGGACUGCUGUCAGGCAACAGCUCCAGAAAGAACUGAUUGCUCUUUUCAGUACCUUGCUUCUCAGUGUCAUGGCAGUUACUGACAGGAAGUGCUUGGAACUUCUUUAUGUUUUCCAAACGCAGCUGGCUCUGAAACUGCUCCAGUGCCUGAGAGUCACGGAUGCUCCUCACUUCUAUGGCCUGCCAUCCCUCGAGAGGACCUUACGAGGAAUGGCUCAUCUCACAGCAUCUCCAGGAUGGAGCUCACAUUCUCCUCUCACAAAGCCACUUGAAAUUUGUGUUAAGUACUUGUCAGGUCUCCUUGAAGUCAUUACUUCUUUUUAUGUGGAGCGUGGAGGAAAUGCUAUGUCCUUUAUGGGAAAAGGCGUCACAAAGAGCACAGUUCUUUGCUUGCUUCACUUAUCCCACGAGAUGAUGAUCCAGGCCCAGAGCUCGGAGUGGAUGUCACUUUGGUUCUUGCCUUUGGGUACUCACAGUGAAGAGCAUGCUCGUACUCAACAAGGACUGGCUUGGUUGAUUCCAUUAUGGGUUGAUCGAGACCCAGAGGUGAGGUUUACUUCGCUGGGAUUAGGAUCAGCACUGACCACCCUUGAAACUGGUUGUAUGGCAUUGUCAAACAGUUGUCAAAACAUUUCUGGUGGGCUCUGGGGAACGGUGGUGAACAUUCUUCUGGACCAGUCGGAAUGUAGUAUGGUGCGCCGGGAGGCUGCAUUUAUUCUUCAGAAUCUCCUUGUAAUUCCAAUGCCUUCAGUAAUUAUAAAGGAUUAUACCUGGCAGGGCCCCUGUGUCCACGAUGAGGAUUCUGGCCUAUCGCUCACGGGAAAACCUGCCCUUCAGGCUCUUUUAUAUCACUGCCAUUUUUAUGAACAUCUGAAUCAGAUGGUAAAACACUGUUACCUGGGACGGUAUACAUUUGAUUUGAAUUUUUCUGCUCUUGAUGGAACUUCAGAAGGCAGCGAUUUAAAUGGUUUAGAUGACUCAUUCAAGUUUUGGAGGGCUCCAUCUAGGAUGUCCAAUCAAGAUCAAGAUUCAAGUUCUCUCUCCACCUUGGAAACAAUGGUGGCACCUUCGUCGGGGAGUGCUGAAUUUCUACCACUUGGGCCCUCAGCAGUGUCUCUCCCUGAAGCCUCACACGACCAGUUGGUGGCUCAAGUAAUGGGUCAGCAUGAAACUACAUCAGCACAGCUUCCUCGUGGCGCAUCCCUUCCUGCCCCUCUGCCCAGGCAGUGUGUGGUCACUCCACCUCUCCUGUCAGCCGUGUGCGGCCUGCUGGACGGCCUCUUGGCGUUCGCUCCCGGAGACACUGCCCGUGCUUUCCGGCAAGCCCGGCUCGUAGAGCUUCUCUGCAGUAUUGCAGAUGCCACCCUCCUAGAGAGCUGUGUCCAGGAGCUGAAGGCUCCACUGCCUUUGUCACCUCCAGUUGAACACACUCAGGCUCAGGUAUCCUUUCUCCUAGAAUACCUGUCAUCUUUGUCCAGGCUUCUGCAGUCAUGUUUAUUGGUAGAUCCCGACCUUGUGAUUCAGGAUGAGCUUCUGAAACCUCUUAUCACAAACAUCAUUGGGGUCCUCACCAUAUGCACCAAAGAUGUCUUAGAUGUAGAGUUGAUGUCGGCUUUUUAUCACACGUGGACACAUUUAUUUAACCUUCUGGCUACACUCCUGAGGAAAGCUGCUAUUGCCUCUCUCCCGUCUGUGACAGCAGGUCUGGCCAAGCACUGGACGGCGGUGAUCGAUAUGUUGUGCACAUGUGUGGGUUUGUCUACCACAUGCCCUGCGUUAUCUACCGCCAGCCUGCAAUUCCUUUCUGUUCUCUUGACUGAGGAAGCAAAAAGGCAUCUCCAAGAUCAGGAUAAAGCAAAUGUAUGCCACCGUCCAUCAAUGGCUUCACUUCUUGAUAAAACUCAGGAAAAUCAGAAAUCUCUAGAACGACUUAAUGAAGUAAUUCUUCAGUGCUAUGAAGGAAAAUCCUCCAAGGAUGUCCUGAAAAGAGUUGCUGCAAAUGCAUUGAUGUCACUUCUGGCUGUCAGUAGAAGGGCUCAGAAACAUGCUUUGAAAGCUGAUCUAAUAGACAGCUGCAUGGAGCAGAUGAAGCACAUUAAUGCACAACUGAACCUAGAUUCUCUCAGGCCUGGGAAAGCAGCCCUAAAGAAACAGGAGGACGGUUUUAUUAAAGAGUUAAGCAUUACUAUGCAGCUUCUAAGAAACUGUCUUUAUCAAAAUGAAGAAUGUAAAGAAGCAGCCCUUGAAGCUCAGCUUGUUCCUGUCUUGUACUCUCUCUGGCCUUGGCUUUUGAUGGAUGAUUCACUGAUGCAAAUUGCCCUGCAGCUACUUUGUGUCUAUACUGCAAAUUUUCCAAAUGGUUGCAGUUCUCUUUGUUGGUCAAGUUGUGGACAGUAUCCGGUUCAAGCUGCAUAUAGAGGGGCCCCUGCCACAUCUCUGAUGGGGUGUAUCCUGAAGUUGGCUUCCCAGAUGCCUCUUGAGAACACUGCCGUUCAGCAGAUGGUUUUUAUGUUUCUUUCAAAUCUGGCCUUAUCUCAUGACUGUAAAGGAAUAAUUCAGAAAAGUAACUUCUUACAGAACUUUUUAUCUCUAACGUUGCCAAAAGGAGGAAGUAAGCAUCUCAGUAAUCUGACCAUUCUUUGGUUGAAGUUACUCCUGAAUAUAUCAUUUGGAGAAGACGGGCAACAAAUGAUCCUGAGGCUAGAUGGCUGUUUAGACUUACUUACAGAAAUGAGCAAAUACAAGCAUAAGAGCAGCCCUUAUAUACCACUUCUUAUCUUUCACAACAUCUGCUUCAGUCCUGCCAAUAAGCCCAAGAUCCUGGCUAAUGAAAAAGUCAUUGGUGUGCUAGCUGCCUGUCUGGAAAGCGAGAGUCAAAAUGCUCAGAGGAUUGGAGCAGCUGCGCUUUGGGCUCUGAUUCACAAUUAUCAAAAGGCAAAAACAACUUUGAAAAAUCCAUCAAUAAAAAGAAGAGUGGAUGAAGCAUAUUCCUUAGCAAAGAAAACUUUCUCAAACUCAGAAGAAACUCCUCUAAAUGCCUAUUACUUAAAAUGUCUUGAAAACCUUGUUCAGCUUCUAAACUCUUCCUGAGCCAUGUGAGAUUCUCCUCCCUGAAACUGAUGGCCGCCAGACAGGUGAGCCAACCUUGAAGCAAGCUCUGUGUGGCAGCUGUUACCUGGAGACAUGCUAAGUCUCUGCAAGGUGUGUGCCCUUCCUGCCUGAUAGAAAUAAAACUGGGACAUCUCAGCUCUGUCCCUCCGUACCAGCUCUCUCUGAGUAAGAGCAGCUGACAAGAAGAUGAUGGACAAAAGGCAUAGAAAGUUUUGGGAACAUAAACAUUUUUACCUUUUUCUAUGCAAUUUGCUUUGUAAAAAUCAUAUUUAACAGUUAUUUAAUAAAAUAUUUUCAGAAACUGAAAAUCGACUAAUAAUUGCUACUUGCAGACUUUUAUCAGUCUCAUAAGUAUAAAUUUUAGUAAUUGGAAGAAGACAGGGUUUUCUGAUUCCUUUUUUUUUCCUUGAUUUUUUACAUGGAAUUUGGCUCUUGUCAGUACAAAUCCUUAUUUCUCAAACCUUUAUAUUGCCCCGAGCAUACAUGUUGGUGAGGAGAUAUUUUGUAUAUAAAUGUCUAUAAUUUUGUCAGUGCUUCUUUAUGCAAUUUUUAAUGAUAUUAACUGAUUUCCAUAUGAUUUGUAAACCUGUUAUGUUUUAUUAUUUUCGCCUUUCAACUUCUAAAAUACUGUGUAAUAAAGAAGGAAGAAAUGAGUUUACGAUCAGGUAGGCCUGGGUUCAAAUUCUAGCUCAGCCCAAAACAUCACGAAGAAUAAGACUUAAAAAAAAUCUAGAAGGAGAAGUUCUGUCAAGUAUUCAUGAUGUAAUAACACUUAAUGACAUUAGUUUUGAACUGAGAACUUAUAGCAAUAUCAUUCAAGUACUGAUCAAGUACAGCAGUUAUCCUAGCACUUUUGAAAGAAAGAAAAUUGUGUCUAAAAAAAACACAUCACUAUACACACUCAUUAUUUACACAUACACAGCUGUACACACUCAUUUAGGGAAAAAUUUUCUACAUGAAUUAUAGUUAACAAAAAAAUAACAUUUUUAAAAUGCUUUAGCAAAUGCUAUCAUCACUAAAACAAGCUGGGUGAUUUUAUUUAAGCUAGAAGCAUGAGGACAGAAUAAAUGUUAAAUAUUGAAAUAGAAGCAGAUAAAUUUGUGGUGUCUGAAAAUUAUUGAUUAGAGAUCUUAACAAUAGAUCGAGGAAGUUCAGAAGUUCCUGGGCCACCUAAGCUAAUUCAAAUAAAUAGACAUGUUGAUACUCUGAAAAAUUCACCAAUUCUGAGAGCAGGAAUCAGGAAUUAUUUCUACCUUUUCUCCUGGUUUCUUAUAUUCUGUGCCAUUUUCUUGGUAUUACCUUAUAAGUUCUCACUGAUGAAUAAUGGCAUGGAUUUCUUUGUAACUUCCAUUUAAAUAGCUCUUUCUAUGUCACAGGCACUAUUCUCAGAAUGUUUAUUAUUUAGUCUGUGGCUGCCUGUCUGUCUGUGCUGUGCUGCCUCUUUUUUUUUUUUUUUUCUCAUUGGAAUUCCUGUCUUGUAUUUGCAUCUUAUAGAUAACUACCAUUUUUUUCUACAAAAUGAGAUCUCUCCAGGGAAGUGAUCCUUUCCUUUAUGGUUCAUUGAUUAAUUGGCAUAUCAGGGUAUCCUUUGCCUCCUAUCUUUGAAAUCAGGAGGAGUUGUAACUGAUUAUUUUCCCUAGCAGUUCCAGGUAGUACUAUGGGGGGUUUGUAGCACAGUAGCUUGAACCACUCGGGGAUGUGACCUGCUGACGCCCAGGAGAGGACGGCCACCCUUGGAAGCAGAGCUAACGGCUUCAGGGGAAGUUGCAUUAUCUCCUGUUGGUGUCCAGGGACUCGAGCCUCAGAGACAUAUAGUGUUCCUGGUCCUGGAUGGCAGCCCUUCCCAUCUGCGUCUCUUCAGAUUCUGUCCAGCCAACUGGGGGGACACUGGUAAGCAGACGAUUCCUGAGGUCACCAGCGCACAAUUUCAGCAGCUGCUGUGAUGCUAACUUGGGGACCCAUCAGCAUCAGAGUCCCCUAGGAUAUUUGUUGAAAUGCAGAUUCCUGGACCCACUGAAAUGGAGUCUUAGGCCUGUGUUUGGGAGAAUUGUCAGUGAGCUCCCCAGGUGACUUUUACUUUCUCCACAAUUUGAGAACCAAUAAUUACUCCCCCUGAUUUUACAGAAGACUGUGUAAACAUGAAAAUGAUUUAACAUUACUCAACUACUUACUGAUGACAUCUGACUUGAAUCUGGGUGUCUUGAGUGCUAGUCAAGUGCUUUUUCUAUCGCACAUCCCUAGUGUAAGCAGAGAUUCAGAAAAUAGGUGUAGGGGACCAGUUCAUGCCUCAUGGUCUCCAAACUUCUGAUCCCCUGGCCUUUUUGGUUGGUUGGGUUGGUAUUGCCUGUGUGCCAUAAAUGCACACACAGCUGGCUCCUUUUUUUUUUUUUUAAAGAUUUUAUUUAUUUAUUU
Molecule: messenger RNA, 9382 nt
Organism: Mirounga angustirostris (Northern elephant seal)
Lineage: Eukaryota; Metazoa; Chordata; Mammalia; Carnivora; Phocidae
Gene: RTTN
Product: rotatin
Exons: 50
Coding region: 167-6949 (2260 amino acids)
Biological process (GO): centriole replication; centriole-centriole cohesion; ciliary basal body organization
Cellular component (GO): centrosome; ciliary basal body; centriole
Source: RefSeq, a predicted model, not a curated record